UCUUGUAUCAUUAUCAACUAUAUGAAGUCUCAACGUCAGUUAUGCGAAAAGCCAUAAAACUUCAUAAAUCUAUUUUCAUAUUAGCCUUAAUCAAUUCAGCAUCAACCAGUACAGGAUUAUGGAUAUUCGUUUUUGAAAUUGCAGGCUGCAUCAUAAUUGGAUUUAUUAAGAUUGUUGCUAGAUGCAUAGCAGUUGAUAUGGUAGUUGUAUUUAGCAUCCAUUUUGUAUGA
Messenger RNA from Funneliformis mosseae, 230 nucleotides. NCBI's taxonomy places the organism in Eukaryota, Fungi, Glomeromycota, Glomeromycetes, Glomerales, Glomeraceae. The record is from the annotation of a GenBank genome assembly.